UGGUACGCCAAAAGGAAGGCAGAACGCAAAAGCAACGAGGCGAGAGAGAGCAAGGAAAGCUCACGCUUGUCCUCCUCCUCCUCCUCCUCCUCCUCCUCCUGCUCUCUCUCUCUCUCAUUUUCACCAAAAGGAUUUCGAAGGAAAUGGAAGGGGAAAGGGAGUACCCCCCUCCCUUCUGGUCUCAACCCCAAAGAAGACCUUCUCCCCCGGCGCCCUCUUCGGGCCUCAGGCCCUGGGCUCUGGUCCUCUUGUCUUCCAUUUUUAUUAUUCUUUUCCUCCCCGCUUUCCUCUCCUCCUCCGUCCGUGGCCUCCGCCCUGGUAGCCUCAUAAAGAACGGGUGGGACACCCUAAAUCUCUGCCUCGUCCUCUUCGCCAUUCUAUGCGGACUUCUCGGCCGCAACAACGACGACGACGCCGACAAAUCGCCGCGGCCCACCGAGUGGCCCGCGGUCGGAUACUCCGCUCCUCCGCCGGUGCAGAAUAGCUACGGGGAUCCCCCGGUCGCUCCGAUGGUGGGGAGUCGGCGGAUGAGGAGCAGUAGCUCUUACCCGGAUCUAAGGCAGGAGGCGCUGGAAGCCUGGGGCGGCGCAGCCGAGGCCUGGCGGUUCUCCGACGACAUCCAGCUCUAUCACCGCUCCCGGAGAUCGGAGGUGGGGGCCAAGACGAUCCCGGUGGCCUCCAGCGAAGGGUGGCGGUUCUCCGACGACGCCCAGCUGUACCACGGAGGCCGGAGAUCGGAGAACAACCACCGUGGAUGGGAGCGCACUUCGGAGGCGGAGUCGAAGACCAUCCCGGUGGAUACAUUUGUUCUCCGGAAGAGCCCGCCGCGAUGCCGAUCUCCGCCACCCACUCCUCCGCCCCCGCCGCCUCCGCCGCAGAGGCAUUCGAGGGGGAGGAGCGUCCAUAAGCUUCCGGAGAAGGAAGUGGAGCAAGAAGUGACAAUGGAAGAGGAGAAGCCCCAGCCAUCUUCGCCAGCGCCUCCGCCGCCGCCUCCACCGCCUCCGCCGGCGACGCGCGAGCAGAAGAGGAGUCAUAAGAAAAUGAGCGCCGGAAGGGCGAAGGACAUCGCCAUCGCAUUGUUCUACAAUAAGAAGAGGACGAAAGGGAGCAAGACGAAGAAAUUCCACGACGAUACCUCGCCUCCCGCCAAUGCCGCUGCUUCUCCUCAAACCCCGCAACCCCCGCCGCCGCCACCCCCGCCCCCGCCGUCGUCGGUCUUCUACCAGUUAUUCUCUCACAAGAAGGUCGGGAGCAAGAACCCGAGGAUCCACUCGACGCCAGCUCCUCCUCCGCCUCCGCCGCCGCCUCCACCACCACCUUCUACUGUGAAACGACAAUCGAAGAGGAAUGCCUCCUCCCCUCCUCCGCCGCCACCUCCGCCGCCCACCCAGAAAUCCAGGAAGCAGGUCUCUCGCUCUCCGCCACCGCCACCGCCAGCCCCACCCCAGGUAAAUCUGCACAAGACGCGGGAAAAAUCCAAUCUUUCUGGUUUUUUCCUCCCGCCUUCAUCCUCCCUGCCGCCACCACCACCACCUCCUCCUCCUCCGCCACCUCCGUCUGAUCUACAGCUGCUGUUCUCCGAGGAAGAGAUCUCGGUGGACGGAAUCCUUGGAGGAGGAGGAAUGGGGAGCAAGGAGAUAGAAGAAAAGGAGGGAGUAGCGGUGUUCUGCCCGAGCCCCGACGUGAACAAUAAAGCGGACCUUUUCAUCGCCCGCUUCCGAGCCGGCCUAAAGCUCGAGAAGUUGAACUCCCUCCGAGAGAAGCAACGAAGACAACAACAAGAACAGCAGCAAGAGGAGGAAUUUAUGAUGGUAUAAGGGUUUUUGACGACGACCCGAUACCAAGGUAAGCAUUCCGCCGGCGCCGGCGCCACCAUGGUCGCCGCCGGAUGCAGUAAAAUUGUUUUUUUCCCUUCAACAAAACUAUCUUUAACUAUUUCUAUUAUUGGAAUUCUUGUUUUUUAUAUACGGAUCGAGAGAGAAGCGACGGCAGGGACUAGUAGAAAUUUGGAGUGUGCAUUUGCUAUUGUUUAUGGAUUGGGUGCGUGUUUAUUUGUUUGGUAAUGAAGUGAUGGAUGAGGGGUCGUUGUAUAGAUUUGGAUGGGUGAGAGAGAGAGAGAGAGAGAGAGAGAGAGAGCCUGUGAUCUUGUUUUAACUAGCCAGGCUUGUAACAGCAGUAUAUGAUGAUGCACUUUAGACAACAGAAUAAAGGAUCCGUUCAUCACUUCAUUGUAACACAUACAAUAAAUAUUUUUUUUCAAAA
Messenger RNA from Elaeis guineensis (African oil palm), 2262 nucleotides. RefSeq lists its product as uncharacterized. The record is from RefSeq and is a predicted model, not a curated record. Gene Ontology annotation, biological process: actin filament polymerization. Gene Ontology annotation, cellular component: actin filament. NCBI's taxonomy places the organism in Eukaryota, Viridiplantae, Streptophyta, Magnoliopsida, Arecales, Arecaceae.